AUGACUUAUACGCUUCUUCCUAUAGAGUAUUUAUCUAGCCUUUCAAGAGAAGAAAUUUCAACCACACUUGGACAUCUCUUUGAACCAUGUGAAACACUUGAACAACUCAUAGCAACAUCAGUUAUUCCUCACAAGGAAAAGUACCACACAUACAGCCAGUUCAUCGAGUUAGUUCGAACUGAACUUAUCCAAUCAUUGAAAACAUUAGACAAUGAUGCUAUCAAUGCAAUAAUAUCAGCACAUCCUCGACUUGGUGAUUCAACUACACUGACCCAUUCAACCAACGAGCAAAAGUCUCUAGGUGGGGAAACCGAGAGGGAGAAAUUGAAAAAAUUGAAUGAGUUGUAUGAACAGACUUUUCCAGGAUUAAGAUAUGUUGUGUUUGUCAAUGGUAGAUCAAGAGAUGUUGUUAUGCAAGAUAUGAAACAACGCAUUGCUAGUAGUGAUAUUGAUUUAGAAAAGCGUUUAGCUUUUGAUGCAAUGUGUGAUAUUGCUUUGGAUAGAGCAAAAAAUUUGGGUGGAGUAUAA
This is a messenger RNA of Spathaspora passalidarum NRRL Y-27907, 528 nucleotides long. RefSeq lists its product as uncharacterized. The record is from RefSeq and is a predicted model, not a curated record. Lineage: Eukaryota; Fungi; Ascomycota; Pichiomycetes; Serinales; Debaryomycetaceae. The transcript has a single exon. The coding region runs from base 1 to 528 and encodes 175 amino acids.